This is a messenger RNA of Felis catus (domestic cat), 4696 nucleotides long. It is a transcript of the gene SCFD2, whose product is annotated as sec1 family domain containing 2. The record is from RefSeq and is a predicted model, not a curated record. The transcript has 6 exons. Gene Ontology annotation, biological process: intracellular protein transport; vesicle-mediated transport. NCBI's taxonomy places the organism in Eukaryota, Metazoa, Chordata, Mammalia, Carnivora, Felidae. Bases 147 to 1829 code for a protein of 560 amino acids.
AAUGUGCGCGGACACUGGACAAGUCAGAGACAGCACCACGUGUACUGUGUUGACUGUCAAAACCUUCAGGAGCCCAAUUCCCGGAAGCUGUGAGUUCUGAAAGAAGUUCCUGCACUCGAGCGCCCGGAGUCUGCGAGCCCCCAACCAUGAGCGCCCCGGGCGUGCUGUCCUUUACCCAGCAAGGCUGGGAGCAGGUGCUGGCCAAAGUGAAACGGGCUUUGGUCUACCUGGACGCCGCCUGCGCCGAGAGCCUGCACUGGGGCUGCGGAUCCACGCGGCUUCUGGAGGCGGUGGGAGGUCCUGAGUGUCACCUGCGGGAGUUCGAGCCCGCCGCAGUUGGUGGUGGAGCCAAGCAGCCUAAGGCGGUGUUUGUGUUGAGCUGCCUGCUGAAAGGCCGGACCGUGGAGACCCUACGGGAUAUCAUCUGUCGCAGUCACUUCCAGUACUGUGUGGUGGUCACAGCCGUGAACCACGCUGUCCACCUCACCGCUAAUCACGUGCCGGCGGCUGCAGCGGCCGAGCUGGAAGGGCAGCAGCCGGUGUUCGAGCAACUGGAGGAGAAGCUGUGUGAGUGGAUGGGCAAUAUGAACUACACCGCCGAGGUGCUGCACGUCCCGUUGUUGCUCGCCCCUGUGGCUCCCCACCUUGCCUUGACUCCAGCCUUUGCUUCCCUUUUUCCACUGCUCCCCCAGGAUGUGCAUCUCCUUAACAGCGCCCGACCGGACAAGAGGAGGCUAGGAAGCCUGAGUGAGGUGGAUGCCACGGCCCUGACCCCUGAGCUGUUUUUGCAAAUCAGGUGCCUGGUGUCAGGCCUCAGUUCUCUGUGUGAGCAUUUCGGGGUGCGGGAGGAGUGUUUUGCCGUAGGUUCCCUCAGUCGGAUCAUCGCUGCAGAUCUGGCUAAUUAUGCCCCUGCCAAGAACAGGAGGAAGACUGCCACAGGCAGGGCAUCAGUGGUCUUUGUGGACAGAACUCUGGAUCUCACGGGAGCAACUGGACAUCAUGGAGACAACUUGGUAGAGAAGAUCAUUUCAGUGCUUCCCCAGCUCCCGGGCCACACCAACGAUGUGAUGGUUAACAUGGUAGAGCUUACGGCACUCCAGAAUGAAGAGAAGAGUCAGAGUAUGGUUGCGCCAGGCUGUCUUGCACAACCCAAGGACGCGGCCGCCAAAGCCUUGUGGGAAGCCUUACUGAGCACCAAGCACAAAGAGGCAGUGAUGGAAGUGCGGAGACAUCUAGUGGAAGCAGCAAGCAGAGAAAACCUGCCAAUCAAGAUGAGUAUGGGGAGAGUCACUCCAGGGCAGCUCCUGUCCUAUAUUCAUCUCUUCAAGAACAACCUCAAAGCUUUAGUGAGUCACUGUGGGCUCCUACAGCUUGGGCUGGCCACAGUUCAAACUCUGAAACACCCACAGACUGCCAAAUGGGACAACUUUCUGGCUUUUGAAAGACUCCUUCUCCAGAGCAUUGGGGAGUCAACCAUGUCUGUUGUGUUAAAUCAGCUGCUGCCCAUGAUGAAGCCUUUGAACCAGAGGACCGACAAUGAUUACAGCCCUGAAGAAUUGUUGAUCCUCCUGAUAUAUAUUUACUCUGUUGGUGGAGAGUUUACAGUGGACAAAGACCUGGGGGAAGCCGAAGAAAAAGUGAAGAAAGCAUUGGCUCAGGUCUUCUGUGAAGAGUCUGAAUUGUCACCUUUGCUGCAAAAAAUCACAGGCUUUUAUAAAGGUUGUUCCUUCUGCCUGGAAGAGUCAUUGUCACUCUGUCUCCAGAGCAAGCGUCCCCUUCAUCCUGGAGGAGCCUCCAUUCUCUCACAGAGCCUGUGUUCCUGCAUCUGAGCAACUAUACCGUUCUGUAACGUGAACACAUUCACCUAUUUCUCUGCCUGCCUCCCCUCCAUGACCCGGAACCACGUGGGAAAACGUGUGCGCCUUGCUUUCCUCAGGGCCUCCCACUUGCUUGGCACAAGGCUUAAUAAAGGUGCAUUGAUCAAAAUAGUUAACCGAUGAAUUCCCAAUAGCGCUCUGGUAUAUUGGAUCCCUGUAUGUGACUUCAGAAGACCCAGCACUUUUCAGUUGACCUUUUUGAUUUUAUGCUGGAAGAAGAGACAAACCCUUCUCAUAUAGAUGAGGGGAAUAUAAAAUCCCUCACUGCCUAGAAUCCAAGCAAUAAUAUCCUUCCCUGCAAUGGGAAACAGGGGAAGUUGCUUAGAGUAUUGGAAAGUAUGUUUUUUUAAAUAAAAAGGAUUUACCCUUGAGCCUGUUUCCUCAUCUAUAAACAAGGGGUUGGGCCUGAUGAUCUCAGAGGACCUUCCAGCAAAAGUUGUUCUAGGAAGCCACACCGUAAAUACUAUAAAACCAUCUGAUUCCUGCCAAAGUUCCACAUAAUGUUUAUUAAGACUUUGUAGAGUGCUGAAGAGUAGUUUAGAAAGAAAGUGAAGAGACUAACCCUCCAGUAGCUCCUAUCUAGUACACAAGAAGUAAGCGAUUUUUGUUGGCUGAAUGAAUGAGAAAACAAAACAAAACAAAACACAUGGGGGGGAAAAACAACCCCAAUAGUUAAAUAAGAAGUAUACUUACUGUUGAUGAGAUUUUCAAGAAGGAAAGGGAGAAUUGUCUGCAAGGGCACAAGUGGACAUUUAUUGUGAAAACAUGUCAUUUAAACAGUUCCGUUAUUUAUUUACAUGGGAAAGAGCCCAUGAAUCCACAGUGAAAAAUCCUCAUGAUAAAGGAAUUAGGCCAUGACACUAGCAUAGCUGUAGGUACAGGCCAGUACUUGAUAAAUGUCAGCAACUCAUGACCUGGUGAAGUACCGUUUUGCAAGUUAGUAAUACGGAGUGCCAGGAAGGUGCUAGAGAGGUGUGAGGGGAAAACGGUGCAUUCUCAACGGGUUCCUCUUCUCGUCCCUAUUCAGACGGCUGUUUUUCUGGGGCUUCUGAGAGCUUCCAAGCCCAGAACCGCAGAUGUGUUUGUUGCCAGUGAGGCCGCCAUUUGGAACUGGUGCUGGAGCUCUGCAGCUCCGUUUCUGUGUAACAGCCCGAGUGUGGUGCGGUUCAGUCUAGCGAGGGCCCCUUCCUGUCAUAAAUAAGAUUACUUUCAUUUCACUUGUGGAGUGUGCUAUUCCUCAGAGUAAUGAAUUUCCUCUGUGCCUUUGAGCACAUAAACAUGGUUUGCAUUAGCUUUCUCUCUUUAAAAAAGAAAAAAAAAAAGGGAUAGGGAGGUGGAAGGAGGAGAGAGAAUCUGAGCAAAAUUAAUAGACAUCAAUUAACUCCAUAAAUGCAGAUGGAUAUUUUGCUGACUGGCUGGAAACAGGCUUGUGAGCAGUACCAGGAAAUCGCUAGUUUGUCUCUUCUGGAAAGCUAUGAAAAUGAACAAAUUUUAUUCUACAUGAGCAAAGGAACAGAGAAGGAGAGACAGUAUGCUUUUUUGAAUCUCGUUUUUAAGAAUUGUAUCAAAAAGUCCAUCAGAGUGGCCAUGAAGUCCUGACAAAUUGCCCUGGGUUCUUCUGGCAUUAUCAAGUACAUCACAGAGGACAAUUUACGUGGCCAAGAUUGUAGAGCGGUUUCUGCUUCUACCUUCCCUGCCUUUGCCCUGUGUGUGUGUGUGUGUGUGUGUGUGUGUGUGUGUGUGUGUGUGUGUGUGAUUUUAGACUAAUAAGAUAUCCCAGCCUUUCCCAAUUUCAAAUUUUCCCCGUUGAGAUUUGUAAGCUAUGUAGUUCAUAGCACUAAAUACACAGUUGUUCAUUUUUAUGGCUGGGAAUCUCUUGUCAAGAGGUGAUUCAUUAUAACGUGGCUGGACAUCUCUCAUUGUUGGAGGUGCAUACUUGAGCCUGAAAGCUAUUUAGGACCCAUUGACCCUUUGACUUCUGCCAGGAUCUUUUUUACUGUUGUUUUUGGAAAUUUGCGGGCAGAGAGUUGGGGCAUGGGGUAUUUUCGAAUCAUCCAGGAGGAGUUAUAUCAUUAAGGGGGGCGGGGGGAGUCUAAGAUUGGUUUUCCAAAUUACUUACUCUUAAUGGAAAAUCCACAGAUUUGUCUUUUCAGAACCUUUUUCUGUCUCUCCGAAUCAAUGUCUAUUUCAACCCCCAAUUCAUAGUAUAUUAUGUGCUCAUUUAGAUCUCCAGGGAGGAAGAAAUAAUAAUGCCCUGAGAGCAUCAAGGAACUGAAUUUCAGGCCACAGGUUGUCACUGACAAUUCACUACAGAUAGACUUUAACUGAGAUAAAGAUACUUGAUGCAUUUCACAGGGAGGUGUUGUCCAGCUCAGCGUUGACCUCCUGCAUAGGCGCUCUUGUUACAGUUGAGAAGUGCAGCUCGUUUCCAUUUGAAAUGGAAAGGAUGGAGUCAUUGAAGGAGCCAGUGCCUCUUAUAGGUGAAGGUUGCUUUGCUGAAAUGUGUACAACACACAACAAGGAACCUCAAAAACAAGUUUCCAUUUCACUUGACUGUAGCACAGGAAAUUGUUCCUGGCUUGUUUUUGUUAUGAACAGAGAGAGCAUUGCAUAUUAAAAGUUCCCCGUAGUUGUUUAAUAUUUGCUUGGUAGUGUGCUAGUCCCUAAUCAGUCCUUCUCCCCCGUAAAUCAUGUCAACUCUGUCACUGUUUUCAUUGGAAGCGUGAAUUGUUACGUUGAAAAUCUCCCAGGACGGUAAACCUCUGCAGCUGUGGGAGGCUGGAGCCAUUUACUGGUAUUAUUAAAGGAACCUGACUGAC